Molecule: messenger RNA, 1443 nt
Organism: Penicillium angulare
Lineage: Eukaryota; Fungi; Ascomycota; Eurotiomycetes; Eurotiales; Aspergillaceae
Exons: 2
Coding region: 1-1443 (480 amino acids)
Source: RefSeq, a predicted model, not a curated record
AUGCACGUCAAGUUCAUCAUCUCGGCACUCUCCAUGCUACUAGGUAGCACCGCCGCCCUUACCGAAUCAAAUCUUACAACCCACGUCGAUGUAUUAACACUCGACUAUGCCUUCAACCCCGUCAAGGCCGCCUACUGGACCGGGUACCCUCACCACCGACGAACUCCAUUCGCUGUCUCCCCCAACGGAAAAUCAGCAUACAUCGCCUACCUCGACUCCACCGAGACAGACGUCCAUGUCCAACAACUAGACCCAACCACCUUCAAAGCAACCGGCACCUCUAUCACCAUUACCGGAGGAAAAGAAGCCGGAGGCCUAGUCGCUCACAACGAUGGUUUCGCCGUCCUAGUCAACGAAGCAAUGCCAUCAGGCACCACGAACGCACCACCAGAUAACACCCCCGUCGCAGUAAUCUACAGAUACACAAACGGCAAUGAAACAUGGAAGACCUGGCUCGGUGGCCCAAACCUCCACGCAGCUGAUGGUCUCUCCGCAUCCCCCGAUAUGAACGGGGACCUGGUCUAUUCCUUGAAAUCCGAGACAUACGGCGCAUACUUCGUUGUAACCGAUUACUCUGGCGACGCAUCAGGACACUACGGCGAUAGUAUCCAGUACGUUAACACGAGUGGAGAUGUGGUUGAUAUUGAAGGCGCAAGUAGUUCUUGGGGAUGUAGCCAUAACACCGGAAUUGCAUUUAAAGAGACUGUUAAGGCUCCGUUCGCAAGUAUCUGUGCCGAAGACCAGGGUGCUAUCUGGUUGAAUACGAAAACGCAGGGAAUGACGAAUGACGGAGUCAAGAUCUCGAAUGAGAAUACCACUAAUGGUGCCUCAGGGGAACCUAUGGGUGGAAUGUCGGGGAGCUAUAGUGCUUUGGAUCGAUUUUAUAACAGUACCAGGUUUAUUUUUGCAUGGGUUUCGAGAGGUGCUAUUGAUGUUACUGAGAAUACGUGGAUGGGAGAUGGUUAUACGCAUGUUAAUAAUCGGACGAAUGGGAGGAAUGUGGCGAUUGCGUUGUUCUCAGAUAAGUAUACUUUGGUUGGGGAUCAGGCGACAUCUACCGUUGGCGAAGAGGAUGGGGAUAGCCAGGUGAAUUGGAUUACGAACGGGUCGAAUGAUUGCUCGAAUGCUCAUGUUGCUGUAUUUGAUGGGGAUUCUGCCCUGGUUACUUGGGAAGAGAUCUCGGGUCCAACCUGUGAUUUCAUUGCAAUGGGAUGUCGGGGUGAGUUUGCUGGGUCUUUCUUUCAAGAGGUGAACUCGAAGGGUGUGAAUGUUGGAGAGGCGGUUAAGACCACUGAUGUCUACGUUGCUGGUGAUAUGGUUACUAUGGGUGAUGGGCGUAUUUGUUGGCCAUAUGUUAGUAUGAAGUGGGAUCUUUCACAAGCAGUUGGGUAUGGAUCAUCAGAUACUUACAAGAAGAUGUCCAUAGCUUGUAUGGCUGUGUGA